Messenger RNA from Moneuplotes crassus, 1792 nucleotides. The record is from the annotation of a GenBank genome assembly. Lineage: Eukaryota; Ciliophora; Spirotrichea; Euplotida; Euplotidae.
UGGGAGCUAAUCCUUCAGGAGUAAUUUUUAGGGAGUUAUAUGUAGGGCCAAGUGAUCGGAAAGCUUUGAUGAGGUAACUCUUGUUAGCGCAUGGGGAUCGAGGGGAUUGGUUAGGUAUUUCAGGGAUUUUUUGGAUGGAUAUCAAAAUUUAACUUUUGUGUUAGGAGCCUAUUUUUCUUAUUCUUCUUAUAAAUCCAUACUAAUAGCUCUGAUUAGGAGAUGUAUUUAGGUUUCUAAAAUAUCUAAAGCAAUAAAAAUUUAUGUACUCUUUUCUCAAAAAAUUUAUAAACCUUUGAGGUAAAUUUUAAGUUAUAAGCCAAAACUAAAAAGAUUUGUUAUUUGCUAUUUUAGGGUUUAACCAGCAAUAUAACGCAGAUAAAGAGACAGAGAUCAUAGAAGAAGGUAAGGGUAAAAUGUCUCGGAAUAAUGUUCCAGGAGAUGCUUCUGAUCUUGAAUGUGACCGCACUGUUGAUAUCUACAACUCUGUAAUUUCCCAAAACCCCGAGCUUAAAACUGAAGGAUCCAUUAUUAAAUAAGAAUUCUAAGCUCCGGAAUUAUGAUGAGAGGGAUUUAAAUUUUGAGCUAGUUUCUAAAUUUAUGAAAGAUGAGAAGAAGAGCCCGGAAAAAUCUAUCCAAAAGAUUCCUCCAAAAAAGAGCUUCCAAGUCUCUCCUUCUGGUAAGAAAACUGGAAUUGGGCUAACAUUGCGGGUUAUUUCAUCAAUCAGCGAUAUUUUUAAAUAAAGGCCUUGAGAUAAAUAUUGAUCAUUUGGGUCUUGAUGAGAAUUAUCCUUUUGCUAUGAAAUUGGAGGACGCCAAUCGGUACUACAACCUUCGUAAUCAAAAAGACGGCUAUGUAUACUUUGGGUAUAAUCAGCCGAAAUACGUGUGAGUCAGCUUAGAAAACUCUGAUUACCUCCCAACGAUACAGAAUGAUAAGAAUUAUUCAUCAAAUCGCCAAGAGAAGUAUCAGAAGAUGUACUCCCAUAUGAGCGAUGGGACCAGUGAGAAGAAUAAGAGCAUAUUGAGUUCUAACAAGAACAACUCUUCUUUUGCAAAGAUCUAUUUUAACACAGGGGAGGAGGAAACCCAGAUGGUUGACUUCUUGCUGCCUUCCAAAAAUCCAGAGGAUGAAAGCAGUAUCAUUGGACGUCAUUUCUACAUUCGAUACGAUCAGGACACCAAGAAGUACUAUGCUCGUGAUUUGGGCAUUGGGUAUGGCUUGUUUGCUCAAAUAGUUGGAGAAGGAACACCAAUUUUUCAAAAUGAGGAUUUUUCUGACUCGAAUUCAGUCCUGAUCAAUCUUGGGCAGUCAUAUAUGGUGUUGGGAUUAUGACCCAAAGAAGAGUCAGAAAGGUCAGAUGAACCACAGAGUGUUGAGAGCUCUCCUAAUGCAGUCAAUCCAGUUAGAAAAUUUCCAGAAGUUCCAAAUUUGAGUGUUAAAAUAUUCAAGGAAGGAAAUGAGUCUAGUGACUACUUGUUCGACUCAGAUAAUGAUGUUGUCUUGGUUGGAAGAAGCGAGAAAUGUCAGAUAAGAGUAGAUGAUAGGCUUCUCUCAAGAAUUCAAUGUUCUCUUAAAGUUGCUGAUGGUAAAUGGAUCAUUAAGGAUGGACAUAAAGGAAGGAAAUCAACCAAUGGAGUGUGGAGGUACCUAAAAGAUGAAUUAGAAAUUACUGGUGACACAAAGUUGAAAACUUGUCAAAUUAUACUAUCAUGAUGUUUAUAAUAUAUCGCGAUUCCCUUGAUAAAACCUUAAGAUGAGUAAGUAAGUUGCCACUAAAUUUGUGUUUAAAAU